Messenger RNA from Trypanosoma rangeli, 2985 nucleotides. RefSeq names its product polyadenylation/uridylation factor 1. Gene Ontology annotation, molecular function: protein binding. Lineage: Eukaryota; Euglenozoa; Kinetoplastea; Trypanosomatida; Trypanosomatidae. Bases 1 to 2985 code for a protein of 994 amino acids. The transcript has a single exon. The record is from RefSeq and is a predicted model, not a curated record.
AUGUUUGCGCGGCGGCUGUGGAUAUGUCGCCGUGCCGCUGUUGGCCUUACGGGCGUUUGCCUCAACCAGCGGACCCCGUCCUUUCAUCCCUUCUCGCACAAGGACGAGGAAGACUUGGUGCGGGUGGUGCGGACGAAGCCGCGGCACGUGUUGAAGCACGUCCGGCAGCAGGUGUGGCGCUCGCGCAAGCGGGAGCUGCACUUCCGCAACACUGUCACACACCUGAUGAUUGUGCUGCAGGAGUUCCUGCGGAAGCAGCUGAUUGACCCCGCCAACGCCUCGCAGAUCAUGGAAGGGGUCAUGGAGGAGUGCGUCAAGUACUCGCAGCACGACAUGGCUCACUUGCUCUUCCGCGCCUUCCUGCGGUUUCGCAAGUACGGCUGUGUCAUCUCCGUGGACGCGCUGCGGUACCUCUUUGAGUCCUACAAGGAGAACGACAGCGGCGAACUGAUGGUGCAGCUCGCCAACGAGAUGCGCUCGGACCCCGCGAUGCGGCCGCUCUGCAUCGCGGCCUACCUCUUUGCGAACCACCCGGCAGAGGCCGACGCUCUGCAGGAGGGGCUCGCCUUCAGCGAUCUCACACGGGACGACAUCAUCGCCCUUAUCGACGGCUACGACAAGCUUCGCAGAACAGAGAAGGUGAUGGAGGUGUUGCAGGGCGUCACGCGGCUCAACCUGGAGCCAGCUGACCUCACCGACAUCUUUCGCGCCCUUUUUCGCGUUUUUUACCGCCGCGACGACGAGGUCUCAUUUGCCGCCGUCUUUCAGGCAUCGCGCGACAAGGCGGUGUCGCUGGACGCGGCCACGUUUGCCAUCAUUCUGCGCCAGCGCAUGCGCCACGUGACCUCCGUUGAGGAAAUUGCGGCAGUGGAGGGGGAGCUGCAGGAGUUUGGGUACGUCCCGGACGUCACGGGAAAUUCCAUCGUUAUCGCCGCCUACGCUCGCCUCAUCCACUUUGGGGAUCGUGGCAGCGAGGAGCUUAUGCUGGCAAAGGUCGAUACCCUCCUGUCCUCCAUCGAGUCCCGGCUGAGGCAAGGGGACCCCGACAUGGAUAUUAGCGCCGUGCACAUCCGCGCCGUCAUCCGCGGCUACGGCGCGGCGGGGCGGCCGGACUCCUUGAAGACGGCCUGGUCCCGGAUGCAGUACAAGGGUCUCACCAACGAUGUGCGGGUGUACAAUGAGCUGUUUAAGUGGUUUGCGCUGAUGGGCAACGUGAAAGACGUGAUUGCGUUGAAGGAGGAGAUGGACACCGCUGGGGUGCACCCCGACUCGCAGACAUACGCCUGGGUGCUCCGGGCGUUGGGCAAGUACUACCCUCGUCACGUGGAGAGGCUCUACGAGGAGAUGCUGGAGAAGCACGUGCGGCCGGAUGUGCAGCUGUACAACACGCUGAUUGGCAUCUUUGGCGACCUGGGCGACCUGCAACGGGUGGAGACGAUUAUGACGGAGAUGAAGCGGCGGGAGGAGUUUGGCAGCCUGCAGUUGACGCCAGUCACUUUUGCCGUGCUCAUUCGCAUCUACGCCGGCGACCUGGCGAAGGCGGAGGCAGCCUACGCGGAGGCGAAGCAGCGCGGUAUGGCAGAUCACCCGCACGUGCAGACGAGCAUCCUGCAUGUCUACGCCAACCAUGCGGAGGGCGAAGAGAAGCUCGAGACGCUGCUUCGCGACAUCCCGUCGUGGUCCACGGACGUCUUUAACGUGCUGUUGAACAUGUACGGCAAGAGCGGUCAGCGGGCGAAGGUGAGUGAGUUGAUUGACAAGAUGAAGGCGGAGGGGACGGCGAUGAACGACGUCACCUUCGGCACCCUCAUCACCGCCUUUGCCCGCUGGGGCGAUGCUGAGAAGGUGCGGGACGUGAUUCAACUGCUAAAGGAUCACGAGGGGGAGGUCUCCGCCGCCUUUUACUCCGUCCUCGCCUCCUCGCUGAGCCGCAUGGGUGACGUCGACGGCGUGAGCAACGCCUGGGAAGAUUUGCUCUCGUCGAAGCUUUUUCCCGACACAGAGGUGUACAACCAGUUCCUCCUGCUCUACAGCCGGCAGCACAACACGGGGAAGAUGCAGGCAGUGCUUAACAGCAUGAUGAAGCAGGUGCCCCCCAACCCCGUCACCGCCACCACGGUUCUGGACAUGCUGGGGAAGUCGGGCCGCGUGGCGGAGAUGGAGGCGCUUUUCGAGGACAUGAAACAGUCACCGGACACCAUGCCAACCUCCGUGACGUACCACCAGAUGAUGAAUACGUACGCCAAGACGGGGGAUGUGGCCAAGAUGGAAAAACUGCACAACGAGUUCCUCGAGAAGGGCUACACCAGCAACGCCGUUACGUACAACAUCUUGGCAGACGGCUUCGGCCGCGCCCGACGCUUUGAGCGCAUGGAGGAGAUUGUGCAGCAGAGGAAGCAGGCGGGGAUCCCCAUGGACGACCUCACCUACUGCGUCAUGGCCACCACCUACGGCCGGGCGAAGCUGAAAAAGGAGGUGCAGCGCCUCUACGCGGAGGUCACCGCCCCCGCCUCCCAGCAUCUCUUCACUAGCAAAGUCAUUUGGUCCUUCAUUGACGCCUUCUGCCGCUGCGCCGCCCCGGACGAGAUGGAGCGGUGUGCCGAGGAGCUGAAGAAGUCGGAGGGGGACGGCAGCCUUAGCGCAAGCCACGUCCUCGCGCUCAUUCCGUACUACUGCCGCCUAGGGGACAUGCACCGCGUGGAUGAACUGCGCGAGCAGGCGAAGGCGCUGAAUGCGGACCUCUCAUACACGUCACUGAACGCCAUCGCACGCGGCUACGCCAGGGCGGGGCGGUUUGACAAGACGGUGGAGACCCUCCACCUGCUACGCGACCGCAACUGGGUUCCAGACGCCGCCACUGCACUCUCCCUCUCCGGCUCCUUCCUUAAGGCGGGUCUGCACGAGCAGGCGCAGCAGGUGGUGCAGUGGCGGCGGCAGUACGCGAAGCACGCUGGAGAGGAGUUGUCCUCGGCGCCGGAGGUUUAG